Molecule: messenger RNA, 3390 nt
Organism: Paramisgurnus dabryanus
Lineage: Eukaryota; Metazoa; Chordata; Actinopteri; Cypriniformes; Cobitidae
Source: RefSeq, a predicted model, not a curated record
GUGACAGCUUUCAGUGAAAGUAAAACUAAACUGGCGAUCAACAACCUACGUACAAACUUUUAAACUCUUCUUCUCUUCAAGAAAGAAGAUAUUUGAGACUUUUAAAGCCGUUCAUGAACACAUCUGAUACUCAUUCACAGCUUUAAGGGAAGACGAACAAUGGCAGAAUCUUUACCAACAUCACCAAAACUGACCAGAAGAAGGAGUAUGGACGAACCUACAUCUCUGUCAUCCUCCAGUGUUUGCCUGACUGAAGAGCUUCAGUGUUGUAUUUGUCUGGAUGUGUUCAGUGAUCCAGUCACCACUCCAUGUGGACACAACUUCUGCAGGAUCUGUCUGAAACAGUGUUGGGACAACAGUCAGAUCUACAGCUGUCCAUACUGUAAAGAAACAUUCAGUAAAAGACCAGAGCUCAACAUCAACACAACACUUAGACAGAUCACACUGAUCUUUAAGGAAAGGUUUAGUCUGAGAAGAUCUAAAGUCCUCUGUGACGUCUGUGAUAAAAGAAAACUGAAAGCCCUGAAGUCCUGCCUGAUGUGUCAGACAUCUUACUGUAAAACUCACCUGGACCUUCAUGAGAAAAAGAGUUUAAAGAAACACAAACUGCUGGAUCCUGUGGAGAAUAUAAAGGACUAUAUAUGUAAGAAACAUAAGAAACCUCUGGAGCUCUUCUGUAGAGAUGAUCAGACAUGUGUUUGUGUGUUUUGCACUGAUGGAGAUCACAAGAAUCACAACACUGUUCCUCUAGAGGAGGAGAGUAAAGAGAAGAAGACUCAACUGAUGAAGACACAGACAGACAUUCAGCAGAUGAUCCAGAAGAGAAUCAAGGGGAUUCAAGACAUCAAACACUCAGCAGAACUCAGAAAAAAAAGCAGAGAGCAGGAGAAAGCAGAGAGUGUUGAGCUCUUCAAGGACAUGAUCAGAUCCAUUGAGAGAUGUCAGACUGAGCUGCUGGAGACAAUGGAGGAGGAAGAGAAACAGGAUGAAGAUCUCAUUAAUAAUCUGGAGCAGGAGAUCGCUGUGCUGAAGCGGAGAGACAGUGAGCUGGAGGAGAUGACACACAGUGAAGAUCAUCUUCAUCUUAUACAGGUCAAUCUCUCUCUCUCUCUCUCUCUCUCUCUCUCUCUCUCUCUCUCUCUCUCUCUCUGUUGCACAUGUGCAGGAACGCGAAAACACCGUGGAACUGCAGUUGUUUUCCAAAUUAUUGUCACAUUUAUUGUACAUGGCAUGCUACCUUUUAUUUUUCAGUUUUUAGCUCGGAAACCUGACCCAUUAAUCCUGUACAGAACUUCAGACAUCAUGAACAAGUCUGACAUCAGUACGAAGACUCAUGUGGGUGUGAAGACUCUAAAGAGAGCUCGGGCUCAACUACAAGAGACUCUUAGUGAGAAACUUGCUGAAAAUGUGUCACUCAGAUAUUCAGCAGAUGAUACAGAAGAGAAUCAAGAAGAUUCAAGACAUCAAACACUCAGCAGAACUCAGAAAAUGGAUGCAACUCUGGAUUCUGAUACAGCUUAUCCAAAACUCAUCCUGUCUGAAGAUAGAAAACAAGUGAGAACUGGAGACAUUCAACAUGAGCUCCCAGAUAAUCCAGAGAGAUUUGAUAGAGGUAUCUGUGUCCUGGGAAAAGAGGGAUUCACCUCAGGGAGAUUUUAUUUUGAGGUUCAGGUGAAGGACAAAACUAACUGGGAUUUAGGAGUGGCCAGAGAAUCUAUUAAGAGAAAGGGAUCGAUCACACUGACUCCUGAAGAUGGAUUCUGGACUGUGGCUCUGAGAAAGGAGAAAGAUUAUUUUGCCUGUACUGAACCCUGUGUCUCUCUGUCUGUGAAAGUGAAACCACAGACGGUUGGUGUGUGUGUGGAUUAUGAGGAGGGUUUGGUUUGUUUUUAUGAUGUAGAGUCCAGGUCUCAUAUCUGCUCUUUCUUUGGUCAAACUUUCACUGAGAAACUCUUUCCUUACUUUGGCCCAGGUCUUAAUGAUGAAGGUAAAAAUUCAGCUCCUCUGAUCAUCUCACCAAUUCUUUUUAAAACAAAUGAAUUUACAUCUGAAAUAUAAAAUACUAAAUGAAAAGAAAUACUUAGCUCUAUGAAUAAGAAAAUAAAUAUGAAUUUCUUGUUUUUGUAAUGAUUCUACGUAGCCUACUACAGUAAACUUAUGAGACAGUCUCAAUAAAGCGGUCACUGGGGCAGUGACCUAUCAAAAUUUAUUGUACACAUAAAGGUUGCAAAAUAGUAUCUCAGUGUUUGUUAGGGUUUUGUGUCAUGUUGGUCCUGUCAUUUCUUUAAUUUUGAAACACACUACAGUGUAUUGGUCUUUGUUGGUCUCUAACAGUAUGUUUUGGUUCUAUUGGUUCUAAUGGAAUAUGGCCCAAAACACACUACAGUGUUGUGGUUUUAAUGGUAAAAGCUAAUGGUUCCUACACUGUAAAAAAAUUCUGUAGAAAUUUGCAGCUUGGUUGCCGGUAACUUACCGUAGAUUUCAAUUUAUUUUAUUACUGGCAACAUUUUGUUCAAAGUUAAAUGAACAUUUAACAUUUACAAGUCUUUGUCUUUACAGAAUAAAACUAAAAAAACAGCAUCUAGCAAAAGCUCUGGGAAACAAAAUCUGAAGCAAAAAACAGAAAAAGUUUGAUGAUGAUUUCUGGUUCCCAGAAUGCUUUGCAUGAGGCUGUUAUUGUAUAGUUUUAUUCUGUAAAGAUUUAAAAUUUAUUCAACUUUGAACAAACUCUUGCCAGUAAAUAACAUAAAUGUUAAUCUACUGUAAUUUACCGGCAACCCAGCUGCAAUACCAUUGUAAUUUCUACUGAUUUUUUUUACAGUGUAUUGAUAUUUUAAUGGAAACCAUUAGAAUUUUCUGUAAUGGUUUUAUUGUUUUUUUUUCAGCAGAGUGUUUUUUGUGUUUUAUGUGUCAUGUUCUUAUUGGUCCUCUGUCCUUAUAUAAUGCCCUCAUGUGGCCUCAGUCUUUGGUUGGUUAUUGUAGUUGAUGUGUGUUGUUUCUGUUCUUAUUCAUAGUCAUGGGUUUUAUAAUCAUUUUUUGGAUUGUUUGAACUCAUUAAAGAUUUUUAUAUGCACUUAGAUCCUACGACAAGUGACAGAAUAACCAACCCAACAAAUGUAUCUGGGCCAUUCUACCGAAUUGGUGCAAAUUGACACUUCAAAACUUCUUGAAAAAAGUGUGUUUUUCCUGCAAGCUUUGUAGUCAUAAACAUAGUAGAACAUCUAAGGAACACUAAUCUACUGAUUGGACACUUUAGUUUCUAAGCAUGUUUUUAUACAGUUUCGAAAUGUUUUCUCUCUUCCAAAAUGUGUCACUACCGAAACACAACAACAUUUGAUAUAAAAAAUAGGUUUUUAAUAGCCUAUUCUGAUUUUCUGUACAUUAACCUUC